AUGUCAAGCCUGAAUAAAGUUGAUAUUGAAUUACUGGAGCUAAGAAGCACUGGUGAAAAUAUUGAGAGUGUUUGUUCUACUCACAAAAGGCUCUAUUUGGGAACAUUUGAAGACAGACAAAGAAUUUGCUAUGACCCUUUUAAGAAGCAUGGUAAAAUGACUGCUAAGAAAUCUUUGAAACCUAUUUCUUUAACCAUGGCAAGGAAAUAUAAAACCCUCGGACUUUUCCCAGGUACCAAGCUGUGCAUAACAUGCCUUAAGGACAUUUUAUCUUCUACGGGGGAUAACCUUCUACGGAUGGAUGAAUGCGACAUUGAAGAUGAAUGUGACGUUGAAGAUCAAGAAUAUACACCAGAUCCAUCUACAGCUCUUAAAACCAUAAAAGUCGUGAAUUACUUGAAAUUUCACCAUUUAAGGUUACCAAGAGAGCACAAGAAAGGCAUCCAGAAUACAUUCCGCUUAGCUUUAAAAUUCCAGAAAACAGCAUCAGAAGUGCUACACGUCCCAGCGAAAAAUGUGUCUGAAGAAACUGGCAAGUGCUGA
Molecule: messenger RNA, 543 nt
Organism: Schistocerca cancellata (South American locust)
Lineage: Eukaryota; Metazoa; Arthropoda; Insecta; Orthoptera; Acrididae
Product: ARL14 effector protein-like
Exons: 1
Coding region: 1-543 (180 amino acids)
Source: RefSeq, a predicted model, not a curated record